CUUUACGGCACGAUGGUCGCACAAGAAUGUGAUACGGCCUCGCCGGCCGCCAUUUUCUCCCUUUCUUAGCGGUUAGCGCACACGGGGCCUCGGCGAGGACGCGGCGGCGGCGGCAGCGCGGCGGCAGCGCGGGCAUGGCCGACUACUCCACAGUGCCUCCGCCCUCCUCGGGCUCGGCCGGCGGCGGCGGCGGCGUGAACGACGCUUUCAAAGAUGCCCUGCAGAGAGCGCGGCAGAUUGCAGCAAAAAUUGGGGGUGAUGCUGGUACAUCAUUGAAUUCAAAUGACUAUGGUUAUGGGGGACAAAAGAGACCCUUAGAAGAUGGAGAUCAACCAGAAGCUAAGAAAGUUGCUCCCCAAAAUGACUCUUUUGGAGCACAGUUACCUCCGAUGCAUCAGCAGCAAAGAUCUGUAAUGACAGAAGAAUACAAAGUCCCAGAUGGAAUGGUUGGAUUUAUAAUUGGAAGAGGAGGUGAACAGAUCUCACGCAUACAGCAGGAGUCUGGAUGCAAAAUACAAAUAGCUCCUGAUAGUGGUGGCCUUCCAGAAAGGUCUUGUAUGCUAACUGGGACACCUGAAUCUGUCCAGUCAGCAAAAAGAUUACUGGACCAGAUUGUUGAAAAGGGAAGACCAGCUCCUGGCUUUCAUCAUGGUGAUGGACCUGGAAAUGCAGUUCAGGAAAUCAUGAUUCCGGCCAGCAAGGCAGGACUCGUCAUUGGAAAGGGGGGAGAGACCAUUAAACAACUUCAGGAACGGGCCGGUGUUAAAAUGGUUAUGAUUCAAGAUGGACCUCAAAAUACUGGUGCUGAUAAACCUCUUAGGAUUACUGGUGACCCAUACAAAGUACAGCAAGCCAAGGAAAUGGUAUUAGAGCUAAUUCGUGAUCAAGGUGGUUUCAGAGAAGUUCGGAAUGAGUAUGGCUCAAGAAUAGGAGGGAAUGAAGGGAUAGAUGUCCCAAUUCCAAGAUUUGCUGUUGGCAUUGUAAUAGGAAGAAAUGGAGAAAUGAUUAAAAAAAUACAAAACGACGCUGGAGUUCGAAUACAGUUUAAGCCAGAUGAUGGAACAACACCAGAUAGGAUAGCACAGAUAACAGGACCUCCAGACCGAUGUCAGCAUGCUGCCGAGAUUAUCACAGACCUCCUACGCAGUGUUCAGGCUGGCAAUCCUGGUGGACCUGGACCUGGUGGUCGGGGACGGGGUAGAGGUCAAGGCAGCUGGCAUAUGGGGCCACCUGGUGGACUGCAGGAGCUUAACUUCAUCGUGCCGACUGGGAAAACUGGACUGAUAAUUGGAAAAGGAGGUGAAACUAUAAAAAGCAUAAGCCAGCAAUCUGGCGCGAGAAUAGAGCUUCAGAGAAACCCCCCACCUAACGCAGACCCUAAUAUGAAGUUAUUUAUAAUCCGUGGCACUCCACAGCAAAUAGACUAUGCUCGGCAACUCAUAGAAGAGAAGAUUGGGGGUCCAGUAAAUCCGUUAGGUCCACCUGUACCCCAUGGGCCCCAUGGGGUUCCAGGUCCUCAUGGGCCUCCAGGGCCUCCAGGGCCUGGAACUCCGAUGGGACCAUACAACCCUGCUCCUUACAAUCCAGGACCACCUGGCCCAGCUCCCCAUGGUCCUCCAGCCCCAUAUGCUCCCCAGGGAUGGGGAAAUGCAUAUCCACAUUGGCAGCAGCAGGCUCCUCCUGACCCAGCUAAGGCAGGAACAGAUCCAAACUCAGCAGCAUGGGCUGCUUACUAUGCUCACUAUUACCAACAGCAGGCACAGCCGCCACCUGCAGCUCCUGCAGGGGCACCAACUACAACCCAGACCAAUGGACAAGGAGAUCAGCAGAAUCCAGCUCCAGCUGGACAGGUUGAUUAUACAAAGGCCUGGGAAGAGUACUACAAGAAAAUGGGUCAAGCAGUUCCUGCUCCCACUGGGGCCCCACCAGGUGGUCAGCCAGAUUAUAGUGCAGCUUGGGCUGAGUACUAUAGACAGCAAGCAGCAUACUAUGCCCAGACGAGCCCCCAAGGAAUGCCUCAGCACCCUCCAGCACCUCAGUGCCUUCCCAGACCUUCCACCUUAGGUUCUGCUGCAAAAAGCAACAGUGCUGAAGAUGCUGCAAGCACCAAAUCAUAGCUCAUAAAAUCAGGUCCUGAGAUAGUUACCCAUAAAGAGGAAUCCUUUGAGUGUAUGCCAUUGGUGAGCCGAUGAGCAUGGACCAUAGAAGGGCUCAAUGUAGAAGGUAAAAUUGGCAAAUCAUAAUUGAGAAAUAUGAAAUGUAUUCCCAUACAUAAUAAUGAUAUAGGGUGUGAUGUACCUGCUCUUGAUCACUUUUCAUUUUAAAGUGCUAUUCACUUAAAUGUUCCAUGAACUGUUACGUUUAAAUUAUAUAGUUAUUGCACACACACUGUUUGGGGUGUGUGUAUGUGUGCGGAGUGAGUGAGUUUGGGUCAGUAUGUUGAAAGCAGAUCUCUUUAUUUAGAGCCUGUGAAGUACUGAUUAGUUGCAGUUUGUGUUUGGAAAUCUGGAUGAAUGCUUAUAGAUACUGGGGAUUGUUUCUAUCUUGUGAGACAUUUUAAUUCAUUACCAUAACCCUUCACUGGUACUUUAAGCAUUUUGAAUAGCGCCAAUCUUAACCUUUAAGUAAACUGGAAAAGCUGCAAAGGUGAGCCAGUUGAUUUGAAUCCAGUAGAUACUUAAGGAUGGUAGAAAAAUAGAAUGGUUUAAAUUGCAAUUAAACUCAUUUAAUAUUUAAACAAGUUUAUGGCAUUUUUAAUGACAUACGUGCUAGUGUGGUGAUAAUUUUGAAUUGUUUGCUUUGAUGUUUCAGAAAUGCGUAUGCUUGUUUGUUUUUGUUUUUUAAGUAAUGAGAAUCAUUUUAAUGCUAAAGCUAGUGAUUUGAUAAAACAAAUGCCUUGGUAGUUAAUUCCUUAGCGUUUAGAUAGCGGUGGUGAGUGCUCUCAGAGGGAGUUUUCGUUGACUUGAAUGCUCUGCCAAUACAACCAGUUCUUCCUGAAAAUAGUUACAUGUCAUCUAGAAUAUUGAUAUAGACUUAACUGAUCACUGGAGAUUUCUCAUUUUUAUUUCUGCAACUUCUACCUGCCUUUAAAAUGCAUUUUCAUAAUACUUGAGAUAAUUUGACUGAAAAUAACUCUACUUUCUGUUUGAUCAGUCAAUUGACUUUAAUUAAGGAAUUUUUAAAUUGGUGUUUAAAGAAGCAAAUCCCAGGGUUUUAUUUUCUUCAGUGAUACCCUAGAGAAACUUAAUGCAUUUGCGAAUAUAUAUAUUUUCUUAUGCAUGCUCCAUGCAUUUUCGUCCUGAGAAAAGUGUUCUCUACAGAAACUACCCGUGUGUUAAAAGAAGAUUGGCUUAAAAUGGCUACUGUGAUGGGAACAGUGUCUUAGGGAGAUGCAGCUUGGACUUGAGGUAAAUUGAAUACUUUACAAACUGGUUUAGAGUUUUGCUUUAAUGACAUUGUAUGUAAAGGGGCACGUGAUUGUGUAGUUUUGUAUUCUUUAUGGUUUCCUUAAUUUAAAAUAAAUGUACAAUGAUUACUA
Messenger RNA from Phodopus roborovskii (desert hamster), 3538 nucleotides. It is a transcript of the gene Fubp1, whose product is annotated as far upstream element binding protein 1. The transcript has 21 exons. Bases 135 to 2117 code for a protein of 660 amino acids. Lineage: Eukaryota; Metazoa; Chordata; Mammalia; Rodentia; Cricetidae. Gene Ontology annotation, cellular component: cytoplasm; nucleus. Gene Ontology annotation, molecular function: mRNA binding. Gene Ontology annotation, biological process: regulation of DNA-templated transcription. The record is from RefSeq and is a predicted model, not a curated record.